UUUGUCCCUUGAGUUUCAAGCUUAUAUAUUAUCGAGGGUAAUUUGAUGAUACUAUUGUCGUAUUUAAUGAUCCAGAACACUUUUGAAGUAUCUUAAUUACUGGUUUAAAAUUCACAGAAGAACAUCAACUGGCGCUUCCUAUUACAGUGAUAUGUAACACUAAUGGUUGACGGAUUAUCAUGACAUCUCGAUUGUCUAUGAUCCUGUUGCUUGCUUGUCUAACAUGUCGGCCAUGUGAGGCUGAAUCUGCCAGUAUUCAACAAUUCUCAGAUCAAACAAAAGAUAUCACAACUUCAGACUUCUGGAGGCAUGUUGACCUGAAGUCUCAAGAAAUACCCGAAGAAAUUACUCAAAAGGCUGCAGACAUUGAUGUCAAAGAAACCAGUAUCACUAUUGAUGAUGUCAACGUUUUCUACCGUGAAGCUUUACCUAAGGGAAGUUCCAACUCCCAUAUAUCCAUUCUUCUGCUGCACGGAGCAGCAUUUUCUUCAGAAACCUGGCUGAAUCUGGGCACUAUACAAAUGCUGGCUGCAAUGGGCUAUCGCACUGUUGCAAUAGAUAUACCUGGAUUUGGUAACAGUAGAAGGAAGAGAAUCCCUGAACGCGGCGAGUUCAUUAACGAUAUAGUUAAAGCCUUGAACUUGAUACGUCCAGUGGUGGUCAGUCCUAGUAUGAGUGGAGCUUUUGCUCUUCCUUACUUGUUGAAACAUUCAACGGACAUGGGUGGCUAUGUGCCGGUUGCACCUGGGGCUACAAGCGUUCUUGAAAGACAACCUUGUGGUAGUGAUCAGUCUAAAGAAAUGCCUCUUGACAGUGUAUGUGAAAGCUUAAAGAACUACUUUUCACUCCCCUUUCAUGACUUAAGUUGUCUUAAGACUCCAACUAUGGUGGUGUUUGGAGAGUAUGACCGUGGGAAAAAUUCAGCUGUAUUAUGUUUGUUACCAAGAAGUCAAGGAGUUGAGAUUCCCAAAGGAAACCAUCCUGCUUAUCUAACUAACCCAGGGCUUUGGCACAAACUUCUCUACAACUUCCUACAUUAUGCUGACCAGCUGGCGGCUAAGACCCAAUGAAACAAAGCUAGCAGAAGCCAAGAUGACAUUUUACGUGUUUGAAAUAUACCUUAUAUGAUUUGUUAAUUCUUGGCUGUGGAUUGUGAGAAAAAAGAGAAGACUUGUAGUAAGAACAUUAAGAAAUACAUUGCAAUUCAUGUUUUAAAACAGUUUCAUGUAGUGAGAAGUUUUUUUUUGCACAUGACUUGCAUAUUGAAUAUUCAUGAUGCUAAAAAAAUGUGCUAAGAAAACGUAUCAUUGAAGUGAUAAUAAAUUUUAGAAUUAUGCAGAAA
Molecule: messenger RNA, 1342 nt
Organism: Limulus polyphemus (Atlantic horseshoe crab)
Lineage: Eukaryota; Metazoa; Arthropoda; Merostomata; Xiphosura; Limulidae
Product: protein ABHD14B-like
Exons: 5
Coding region: 180-1070 (296 amino acids)
Cellular component (GO): cytoplasm
Source: RefSeq, a predicted model, not a curated record